AUGGAUUACAUUCCUUGUUCGUUCGAUGCCUUCAUCGACAAUUUCUUGGCAUGCUACCGACCCUGCUACUCGGACUAUCUCCAGCAGUUGGUCGCCAACGGGACAUGUGGUGCCAACUACACCACCCUAGCCGCCAGCACCGACCGCUCCGAUCUCAAGUGCAUCUGCGAGAACGCAAACGGGGUCUCCAAUAAUUGGACGUCGCAGGUCCUGGAGUGCACGCACUCCUCGUGUAACGGAACAUUCAACUACACCCGGUGGGCGGACAUGCCCUGGCUUACUAGCUACUUUGACCGGGGAGGAGGGUUGGCCUGCAGAAAGGCACUGUACAGAUUGGGAUCUCAACGAAUAAUCAUUCCCUUUCGGGAAAACCCCGGUCCAUUUCAUAUGCUCAAUACCUCUCCUAGACCUCUUAGAGAGGUAGUAUACAACAAACCAAUUAGACGCUAUAUCCAACUUAGGUCGGCUCCGACAGGUCCCAGCGCCUUACCCGUUCCUGCUAUUUCGGAAAUGUUGGAUGGCCCGCUGUCACCCCUGGUUGGUAACCGCUAG
Molecule: messenger RNA, 552 nt
Organism: Aspergillus niger
Lineage: Eukaryota; Fungi; Ascomycota; Eurotiomycetes; Eurotiales; Aspergillaceae
Exons: 2
Coding region: 1-552 (183 amino acids)
Source: RefSeq, a predicted model, not a curated record